ACUUUAUAUACACAUUACAAGAUGCUUUCUGCUAAACUCGUAUUCGCUUCCCUCUUUGCCUUUGUGGCCUCAGCCUUUGCCGCUGAACUUGACUUGAAGACUCUCAAGGAAACUGGUCAUAAUGAUCUUGGUUUGUUCACUGUUGUAGAAGGUCGUCAUGGUUUGCAACUUGGAUGGUUCAAGCCAUUGGUUGGCAAGGAAGUCCAAAAGGUCCACUGCGGUGCUCAUGAACUUUGGAAAACUCAGAAUGAAGGCCACGAACUCAACGAACUUCUUGUUCUCUCCAAGUGCAAGGAGGCUGCUUUCGCUGUCGUCUCUGAAUUAACAGAGAAAGGAGGUUUGGCUCAUCACUACCUCGAGCUUGACCCAGUGGCUGGUGGUGUUAGGAAGGAGUAUGAUGCUAGCAAUACAGAGAACUUCAAGCUCUUCCUUGAAGCUGUAUUGACUGCUCUCAAUAAGGCUGGCGCUGUUGAGGCUCUAAAGCCACCAUAUCCAGCUGUUGCUGCUCACUUCUUCUUCCGUCACUUGAGAUUGGCUGGAGAGAAGGCUGCCGCUCAAGCCGGACACAAGCCAGAACUCAUGGCCUAAACAGGAUAACAUGUCUUUAAACAUUCCUGACUAAAUUGUUGAAGUCCAAACGAUGCCGUCUAUAGUAUAGACCGGGACUUCCAUGACCUUGUAUCAUGAAAGCAUCAAAAUGCAGGAAUACGUCAGUGUCUGACGAUUUUUAAAUCUUCUGCUAAA
Theileria equi strain WA is the source of this 744-nucleotide messenger RNA. RefSeq names its product signal peptide containing protein. Lineage: Eukaryota; Apicomplexa; Aconoidasida; Piroplasmida; Theileriidae. The record is from RefSeq and is a predicted model, not a curated record. The transcript has a single exon. The coding region runs from base 22 to 588 and encodes 188 amino acids.